Lizanozyma spartinae is the source of this 3036-nucleotide messenger RNA. It is a transcript of the gene GAP5, whose product is annotated as Gap5p. Bases 1 to 3036 code for a protein of 1011 amino acids. The record is from RefSeq and is a predicted model, not a curated record. Gene Ontology annotation, biological process: amino acid transmembrane transport. Gene Ontology annotation, cellular component: membrane. Gene Ontology annotation, molecular function: amino acid transmembrane transporter activity. NCBI's taxonomy places the organism in Eukaryota, Fungi, Ascomycota, Pichiomycetes, Serinales, Debaryomycetaceae. The transcript is spliced from 2 exons.
AUGGGUGAAAAACUGAAUUCCAAUAGCAGCACAUUAAGUGCCUCCAACUCUGUAAUAUCACCGUAUGGUGAAACGGAGUCAAAGCACAGAUGGCAAAACUUUAAAGACUCUUUCAAACAAGCUAAGAAACCGGAAUAUGAACAACUUGAUGAAGAUUCACUCACAGAAAUCCAAAGGAUUAAUAUCAAAACUGCAACAUCACUGUUGCAAAGAGAACUUAAACCAAGACAUUUACAAAUGAUUGCCAUUGCUUCGUCCAUAGGUACAGGGCUUUUCAUUGGUUCAGGGUCUGCUUUGAGUACUGGUGGUCCAGGCGGUAUUCUUAUUGCUUGGGUUCUCACUGGUUCUGCCAUUCUUUGUACAAUGCAAGCAUUAAUUGAGUUGAGUGUAACAUUCCCCAUCAGUGGUUCAUUCAAUGUAUAUGCUUCAAGAUUUAUUGAUCCCAGUGUUGGUUUCAGUGUUGCUUGGAAUUAUGUCUUCCAGUAUCUUACCUUGUUACCUUUAGAAUUGGUUGCAGCUUCUAUUACCAUUCAAUAUUGGAACACAUCCAUAAACCCUGAUGUAUGGGUUGCAAUUUUUUAUCUUGUGGUAAUUGCUAUAAAUUUUUUCGGUGUCAGAGCUUACGGUGAAGCAGAAUUCAUUUUCUCUUCUAUCAAAGUGCUUGCUGUUGUGGGCUUCAUCAUUGUUUCAAUUGUUUUAGCAGCAGGUGGUGGUCCCACAGGUAAUUACGUAGGAGCUAAAUACUGGCAUGAUCCAGGUGCUUUCUCAAAUGGAUUUAAAGGUGUCGCUUCUGUUUUUGUCACAGCUGCAUUUUCGUUUGCAGGUACUGAAUUAGUUGGAUUGACCGCUGCUGAGGCAAAGAAUCCAAGACAUGCAUUACCUAAGGCAACAAAGCAAGUUUUCUGGAGAAUUCUUAUGUUUUACGUUGUUUCAUUAACUUUAAUCGCCUUUUUAGUUCCAUACAAUGAUCCAAGAUUAAUGAAUGGAAGCUCUAGUGUUGAUAUUUCUGCAUCCCCAUUUGUCAUUGCCAUUAACAACGGUGGUAUUAAGGUUUUGCCAUCAAUUAUGAAUGUUGUGAUUUUGAUUUCUGUCAUUUCCGUUGGUUCAUCUUGUGUUUAUGCCACAACCAGAACGGUUACCUCAUUAGCCGAACAAGGUCUUGCUCCUCUGUUCUUGGGAUAUAUUGAUCGUAAGGGAAGACCUAUUAUUGCCAUUGUGAUUACCAAUAUUUUUGGUCUUUUAGCAUUUAUUGCUGCCAGUCAUAAACAGAAUGCCGUUUUCACUUGGUUGCUUUCGAUUUCAGGCUUAUCUGCCAUUUUCACUUGGUUGUCUAUUAAUAUUGCCCAUCUUCGUUUCAGAAGGGCUCUUAAGGUUCAAGGGCGUUCAACUGAAGAGUUGAUUUACAGUUCCCAAACAGGCGUGAUAGGCUCUAUUUAUGCAGCUUGCCUUAACAUUCUUGUGUUGAUAGUUACCUUCUGGGAAGCUGUAUGGCCAUUGGGUAGUAAACCUAAUGCCGAAGCAUUCUUUGAGGUAUAUCUUGGAUUUGUCAUUCUUAUAAUCUUCUACGUGGGUCAUAAGAUUUAUAGAAGAAAUUGGGUUCUUUUCAUCAGAGCAAAAGACAUUGAUAUUGAUUCUGGUAGAAGAGAGCUGGACUUAGAAGCUUUGAAAGAAGAAUUGGCAGAGGAAAGAGCCAUUUUGGCAGCAAAGCCUUUGCUGUCCAACCGAGAUAUUCGAUUGCUAUGGGCUUCUGUAUUUUUCCGGAUGUUGAGUUACGGUCUCACCAAUCAAGUAUUGGUUUUAUUUCUUGAACUGAUAAAAGUGAAGCCAUCUCAAAUAGGUGGCUUCAUGACAUGGACUUUAAUAGGUGAUGCUUUAAUAUCUUUCUUUCUCACCUUAUAUGCUGAUAAAAUAGGUAGAAGAGUAGUAUUAAUAGUUGGUUCCAUCAUGAUGCUUGGUGCUGGACUAAUAUUUAGUAGAAGUACAAGUUUUCCAAUCUUAUUAUUGGCUGCAAUUGUUGGAGUUAUAUCACCAUCCGGAGAUGAAACAGGACCAUUCAAAUCAGUGGAGGAGGCUUGUAUAGCCCAUUUAACUCCAACAAAUCAUUUACCUGAGAUUUUUGCAUUACAUGGUUUGAUAUCUACUGCGGGGGCAGCUGUUGGAGCCUUGUCUAGUGGUUUAAUUGUGGAUUACUUUCAUAAGGUUAGAGGAUGGGAGAUUUUGGAAGUUUACAGAAGUAUAUUUGUCAUCUAUGCGGGGAUGGCAGUGGUGAAGUUAUUUAUUUUUUUGCUUCUUUCCGAAAAGUGUGAACUAGGAGAUGAUAAUGUCAAAGAAAGCACCACUGAACUUCCAAACGAGACAACACCGUUGGAGGUGUCUUCAGAAGAGGGUAGCUUGAUUGAAUGUGAACCCGAAAUUAGUAAGAAUGCAUUGUCAACAAGUACUAGGAGGAAUUUGUACAGUCUCUUGGCUAUUUUUAUGCUUGAUUCACUUGGAUAUGGUUUCAUGCCUUCAGCUUGGACAAUCUUUUACUUCAAAAAAUUUUUCAAAGUAUCUGCUACCCACUUGGGUAUCUUAUUCUUCAUUACAAAUAGUGUUGAUUCAAUAUCUUCCAUACCCUCAGCUUAUUUGACUAAAUUCCUAGGCCCUGUAAAAUCAAUCUUAUUUACACAGGCACCUUCAGCAGUCUUCUUUCUUCUUAUUGGUUUCAUAUCUCAGUUUUGGGUGGCUGCUUUUCUCCUCAUUCUUUACUAUUUGACUAUGACAAUGGAUGUUGUUCCUAGACAGGUUUUGCUUGUGUCGAUCAUUCCGAAGAAGGAGCUCUCUAAAUUUCUUGGUUUAGUGAAUAUUGGAAAGACAUAUGCUAGAUGCGUUGGGCCAAUAUUUACUGGAGGAUUAGCUGAAAAGGGUAAGUUAUACUAUGGCUUUUUUAUUAACGGUGCUUGUGUCUUGUUAGCAGAUUUGAUUUUGGGAACUAACUUUUUGCACCUUGAUGAAGACAUUUCUAAGGAUUUGCACAAGUUUGAACAAUUAAAAUAA